Messenger RNA from Acanthochromis polyacanthus (spiny chromis), 4021 nucleotides. It is a transcript of the gene wfs1b, whose product is annotated as Wolfram syndrome 1b (wolframin). Gene Ontology annotation, biological process: calcium ion homeostasis; endoplasmic reticulum unfolded protein response. The transcript has 10 exons. The record is from RefSeq and is a predicted model, not a curated record. Gene Ontology annotation, cellular component: endoplasmic reticulum membrane; endoplasmic reticulum. Bases 174 to 3116 code for a protein of 980 amino acids. Lineage: Eukaryota; Metazoa; Chordata; Actinopteri; Pomacentridae. Gene Ontology annotation, molecular function: protein binding.
AGCUGGUACGUUGUGUGUUUGGAGUUUGACCACAGAGGACAGGCUGAUCUGACAGAAGGCAAUGGAAAUAAUGACUUGGGACACUGAAUAACGAGGAAUCUGAGAUAUAUCCGACUGCUUUUUCACUUGGAGAGCCUGAAAUAAGCCGGUGUGUUUGCGGGGAAGUUUCAGCCAUGGAACCUUCACCGACCGGAAACUUAUCCACCCUAAAAUUCAACCCUCCCUCUCCCACCACCCGGAGGCCAGGCCCUUCCUCUCUCAGCGCAUCUGCUCCUGCAACUACGUCGACCUCAGAAAGGCCUAAGCCUAAACUCACCAUGCUGACACCUCCAACCACACCCUCAUCUUCCCCCUCCACUGCCUCACCUCAGACUUCUCCAGGUCUCUUGUCCCGGUCUGCCUCGCUUUCCACACCUACAGCCUCACCUUUCCGCCAGCCCAUCAGGAGCCUUUCUCAUGUGGGCAGAUCUCAGCUCAAUGCAGCAUCUACAGAGAAUCCCCCAAAUGGAUCGUCAGCCGCCGGAGCUGCUGCUGCUGCUGCAAUUCCACAACCUCCUAGGUCGCCUGAACCAGAAGAGCCAGAGGAAGAGGUCAGUCUGGAGGAUUUGGAGGAGAAAGCAAAGUCAGGCGAUGCAAAGGCGCAGACGAAGAUGGGCCGUUACUUCCUGGCACUGGCAGAAGAAAGCGAUGAAGAACUGAACAACUGCACAGCGGUCACUUGGCUGAUCCAGGCUGCAAAACAGGGCCGCAAGGAUGCAGUCAGACUGCUUCAGCAGUGUUUAGCCUCCAGAAAAGGCAUCACUUUGGAGAACUUUCAGGAGGUGAAGAAGUUGUGUACAGAGACACGUUUUGAGAGAGGAGUCAGGAAGGCUGCUUUGCUCAUGUACUGGAAGCUGAACCCGGAGAGGAAGAAGGAGGUGGCAGUUUCUGAGAUGCUGGAAAACGUUGAACAUGUCCACGCAGAGCCGGGCAAACCAGUUUCCCCUGGUCCACUUAACAGCUCUGCUAAGAAACAGAGGCGAGUCCUGGAGACGAUGGUCACCAGUGAAGCCAGUUCUCACGUGGGUCUUGAUGACUUUGUUGAGAUGACUAAGAAGUAUGCUCAGGGCAUCCCACCGUCUCCAGUCAUGGCUGCUGCAGGAGGCGAUGAUGAUGACGACGAUGAUGAUGUAGUGGUGAAGAAUCCAGAUGAACUGCCCCUGCAUCAAAAGCUGCUGAAGUUUCCUCUGUACGCCCUGCUGGAGAUAAAAGAGCACCUCAUCGACUGGGCGUCACGAGCUGGCAUGCAGUGGCUCAGCGCCCUGAUUCCCACCCACCACGUCAACGCGCUCAUCUUCUUCUUCAUCAUCUCCAACCUCACCAUCGAGUUCUUCAUCUUCCUGAUCCCGCUGCUGGUUUUCUACCUCUCCUUCUUCUCCAUGGUGAUCUGCACGCUGCGGGUGUUUCAGAAUUCUAAGGCAUGGGAGAACUUCCGGGCUCUGACAGACCUACUCGCUCACUUCGAACCUGGUAUUGACCUGGAGCAGGCUGAGACCAACUUUGGAUGGACUCAUUUGGAGCCUUAUCUGUAUUUCCUACUCUCUGUGGUUUUUGUGGUUUUCUCCUUCCCCGUUGCUGAUAAGUCCUGGAUCCCCUGCUCUGAGCUGGCAGCCGUCGCUCUCUUCUUCACCAUCACUGCCUUCCUCAGCCUUCAUGCCUCCGCUCAGCUCUUCGCCCGUAAAGCCCUCCUCACAGAAGUCCUCUCUGGGGCCUGCUCCCUCACUCACCUCCUGCCAGACUCUCUCUGGAUCCUCAGGGUCUUUGGGAUGACCUUCAUCACUGUGCCUCUUGGAGAUAUCGUGGUAUUAAACCUGGGGAUGCCAUGUCUGCUGUAUGGACACCUUUUCUAUCUGCUCUUCCGUAUGGCCCAGCUGAGAGGCUUUAAGGGCACCUACCUGUGCCUGGUACCCUACUUGGUUUGCUUCACCUGGUGUGAGCUGUGCCUGGUGUUCCUCAAUAACGCCUCUGCAAUUGGACUCAUCCGCACCUGCGUGGGCUACUUCCUCUUCCUGUUUGCCCUUCCAAUACUCUCACUGGGCCUGGCUGCCAUGCUCCUCAUCCAGUUAGCGCAGUGGUUUCUCACCCUGGAGCUGACCAAGAUGGUGGUCACGCUGACUAUUUGCUUUGUGCCGGUGGUGCUGAGGCUGUGGACCCGCUUCAGCCUCAACCCCAUCGUGGUUUUUCGCUCUUUGUCGGGGAGCAGCAUCGUCAAGCUCAUCCUGGUGUGGCUCAGUGCCGUGGUGCUCUUUUGCUGGAUGUACGUCUACAGGUCUGAGGGCAUGAAGGUGUAUAACUCCACCCUGACGUGGCCCGAGUACAGCAACCUCUGCGGCCCUCUGGCCUGGAAAGAGCGCAACAUGGCCCAGACCCAGAUUCUCUGCUCCCACCUCGAAGGACACCGUGUCACCUGGACAGGACGCUUCAAGUACGUUCGUGUGACGGACAUUGAGAACGGGCCGCAGGCGGUUAUCAACCUGCUGCCUGGGGCUGUGGGGAACUGGAUGCGGUGCCUGUAUGGCGAGCCGUAUCCUAUGUGUGACGAGGUGAAGAACGCCACGGCUGAGCCUCAGCCUCUGCCUGCUCCAGCUCCUCCUCCAGUGGAUCCCCUCUGUAAACUGAAAAAACUGGCCAAGCAUGAAUGCCACGUCAAACGGUUCGACCGGUACAAAUUUGAAGUCACGCUGGGCAUGCCGCUGGAGAGGAAGACCAAGAACGGGACGAUCGUGGAGGACGAAGACGCGACUAAGGACAUAGUUCUGCGGGCGAGUAAUGAGUUCAAGUCGGUGCUGCUGCACUUAAGCACCGGCAGCCUGGUGGAGUUCAGCACCAUACUGGAGGGACGUUUAGGCUCCAAGUGGCCCGUGUUUGAACUGAAAGCCAUCCACUGCAUGUCGUGCGUGGAUGCCCGCCUUCCCAGCCGCCGGCAGUACAAGAUCGAGCAUGACUGGAGGCGCACGGCUCAGAACGUCCUCCAGUUUGGAUUUGACUUCUUCUUCAACCCUUUCCUGACCGCUCAGCUGGAGCAACACUCAGAGACAGAGACCGAAACAGAGACUGUGACACAGGAGGAAGGAUAGAGGGAAAGAAAUCUGCUGUGUGACUAUGAUAAUUCUAUGUUCAGCCUAAGAACACUGAUAACUGUGCAUUGAAGAGAUUUGCAUUAUUGCUAAGUUACUUACUCUCAGAAGAGUGGACAGAUCCUCAGACAUUGUGUGUUUGCGUUCUUAUAGCUUUUGAGCCAAAAUAUGUGAGUGUACAUAUUAUUGAAAGAAACCUAAUUUUCAAAUGGGAGAAGCACAAACUGAUCAGGUGAUUUAUUUUAACGCUACAUUUAGAAACACGUGAUGUAAACCUCCUCAGCUGUACCUGGUUGUUCUAAACAUUUCAUCUACUGUAAGCUGCUUGCAUGCUCACCAUCGUGAGCCCCCUAAUGAAGUCAUUCUGAUUUGUUUGCUGUACAAACACUACGUCUGCUGCACACAAACCUUUCUGUAUGUUGCUCAAUGUCAUGUCAUGUUUUGUGGCCAAAAUCAUCAGUAUUGACAUUUUACAGUGUGCUGUCACUGCUGUGUAGCCUACAAUUACUGAAGAGAAGUUUUUUUUGUAAUUCUGAUCACAGCUCCUGAAGGUUUCCUGUCAGCCAUUAAUCAUUUAACGUUUUACACAACAUGUCCGAUACAUCAUGUCCGAGCUGGUUGUGUUACUUUCGAGUGCCUUGUUAAGAAAUAGAGUUUUAAGAAGUAAUUUGGGAGGGAAUAGACUAAAUCAUAUCUUUUUAAGCUCAGCUACAUCAGAGCUUUUAUUUAUUACAGAAUAGGUUAACCAAGUUUGACUCUUCUUUCUCCUUCCUUGUUCGUCUCCAUCUCUGCUGUGCAGGGAUUUAAUAUAUUGAACUUCUGCAGUUCCCGAGUGAUGGUGUGUUUUCAGUUAGGAUGUCACGUCUGUUUUCUAUAUUGUGACCUAUAAAUGUGUUGAAACAUUU